GCAAAAGAAAAAGAAACAGCAAUGAUAAAAAGGCUAGGACGCAAACGGUGAAAAACGAAAAGAAGGAAAUAGAGAAAGGAAAAGGAAAAGAAAUAAGGAAAAUAGAAAAAAGGAAAGGAAAAAAUGAAAGGGAAAUUAAUAAGGAAAUAGAAGAAAAGGACGAAAGUAAAAAGCAAGGACAAGAAAUAAGAAACAAAAAAGAACAACAGAGAGUACGAAAGCAACAUAGCCCAAUAAGAGAAGAAACUAAAGAAACAAAAGAGCAAGGACAAGAAAAGCAAGCAGGCAGAGAAAGCGACAGACAAGACAGAGAAGACAAUAGGAAAAAAAAAGACAAAACAAAGACCGAAAAAAGAACGAGCAAGAGGAAAGGAACAAAAGACGACACGAGAAAGCAGAAGGAAGAAGAAAAAUAUAGACAAGGAAAAAGGAACAGAGAAGGAGACAGCAAAAAAGAAGAUAGAUUAAGUCGAGCAAGUAUAGAAGUGAACGAAAUAGAAAGAUACAACCAGGAACAAGGAAUAAAAGAAAGAGGGACAGACAAGAACGAAAAGGAUGAGAGCAAUAGAGACAGAACACAGACAACAAUGGACAAACAAGAAGAAAAGGAACAGCAAUGGAAAGAUAAGAAAAAGAUAGGAAACACGAAAAAAACAGAAGAAACAAAGGAAAAAACAGAGGAGAAAAGGGCAAGCAAAAACAAGAAAGAGACAGGAGAAAAUA
Messenger RNA from Racocetra fulgida, 723 nucleotides. Lineage: Eukaryota; Fungi; Glomeromycota; Glomeromycetes; Diversisporales; Gigasporaceae. The record is from the annotation of a GenBank genome assembly.